Molecule: messenger RNA, 3441 nt
Organism: Auanema sp. JU1783
Lineage: Eukaryota; Metazoa; Nematoda; Chromadorea; Rhabditida; Rhabditidae
Source: the annotation of a GenBank genome assembly
AUGUCUGUAUCGGUGGACGACCCAAAAAAGCCGUUCGCUGAUCUCAGUAAUAAAUCCCGAAAAAUCAAACCGUCCAAAAAAACGAAAACUAGUGAACUAGAAGAGGGUAGUUCAGCAGAAGCUACACCGCCAAAUAAUAUGAUAAAUGAUUGUGUUGAAGUCCUGAAUGGAAGAAAUGUUGAAACACACAAAAAAAUAAUUGGCGAUGUGUUAAUGAAGAAGCUUUUGAGCAAGAUUCAUCAUAGCGGAAGUGCUUUUUCGAUCGAUAAGAUAAGUGAAGAUCUCAAAGAAAUUCUGAAACAGUUCCACCCCGAUGAGCGAAUUUCUUUCGAAAACAAUGAAACUGUGAACGACGGUACCAUUGUUAGUGUUGAACGUAAAGGUGGUGCCAAGUUUUACGUUGUUAAUCAAAAUGGGAAGAACUUGCCCAACAAAAUAAACGGGCUCGAUAUCAAGCGAAAAUUCGAUCCGGACGAUGAUGAACUCAAAGAUUUCAUCAAAAUAGUUUCUACGAAAAUUCCGGGAAAACCUUGGGAAGUUAACGAAGAUCUGCGUUCUGAGUAUGACAUCGUCAACAAACUUGCUUCCUUGUUCUGUACUACUCCAAAAUCUAAAAAUGCCCAAAUUAAAGCGGCGUCAUCGAGCGAGUCAUCCGAUGAGGAGGAGCCAGUACAACAGAUUAGGCGUAGUGGAGCAGGACUCCCUCCUACCUCAAAUCGCAAGAUCGUUGAGAAAAAAGCUAUGAAGCUAAUGAAAGAAAAGCUGAAGGAAGAUGAUAAGAAAAGAAAACAAUCUGAGAUUGAAGCGGUGAAGCUUGCGAAGAAAAAAGAGUUGCAAGAAAAAAAGGACCAGAUCAAAAAGGAGAAGCAAGAACAGAAAGAGCAGGAAAAAGAAACGAAGAAGUUAGAGAAGGAGAAGAAGGAAAACGAGAAAAACGUGAAGAAGAAUUCUGAAAAGAAACCUAUCACUAUCAAAGAUGCUUUUGCUAUGAAGUCCUCAUCCACUCCUACUACCACUGAAGGAUCACCGCCCAAAGCUAGGGAAAAACGAUUGCAACUUCAUGUUGGCAAGCUCAAAGCUGCCUGGGACAUUAAAAACAUAAAGGAGUUCAAUGAAGCUUGUACUCGCGCUGCAAACAAUCUCAGUUUAAGUAUGAUUGAAAAGAUCGAAGAUCCACUGAUCAAAUUCUCUGUGACUAAGCAGUAUGAUGUUAAAAAGGAUAAUGAAAGCAUGAAGGGUAUGAGUAAAGAUAACAAGAGGCUUUACAAAGAGAAAGUGAAGGAAAAUCGCAAAGCCUUGUAUAAUGAGAUGGAACCGAAAGUUAAAAACCACUUCAAAUUGGAUCAGUACGAGUUCAUCGAGGAUCUCACUGUGAAUACCACAUCUUUACCGAUAAUUGGUAGAGAGAUAGUUCUUCCAAAAGAAAAAUUGAUGCACUUCCCUGAUUGCUUGAUGUUGUCUCAAUUUGUGACUAGUAUGAAAAGGUUUUUCGAAGCUGAUAUUAGGCAUACUGCAGAAGAAUUGCUGGAUGCGAUAUUCGAUGGAGAAAAAGGUUACCUCAAGGUUUCUUGUAGUGUGCUGAAAGCAUUCUUAAGUACGCUGGUCAAUGUAGAAGAGUAUAUGAAAAUUGCUCAUAUGAACAGCCGUUUACGUGAUUUAGUUUUCGAUGAAGGUACUCUUUCUGAAAUUUGUCGAGCUUUCAUGGUAGGAGAUGAAUCUAUCAGCACGAGGAUUGAUAGAAGCGAAGAGAACAAAGCCAGACUUGCUGAAAAGAGAAAAGCAUUAGGUUUAGAACUUGAUGGAAGUGAGACAGGAUCGAAGGGAGAAGAUUUGGAAGAAGCGGGAGAUGAAGAAGAAGAGGAGGUUGAUGAUCCUGACGAUGAAGGAAGAAGUACUCCUGGGUCGCAGUUAGAAAAAUCUCAAAUUGAAGCUGAGGAGGUUGAACUACUUUUGCAAUCUUUCAAGCCGUCUUCAAACUUCUGGGAGUUGACUCCUGUUAUUCAAAUAGAUGUUAUGAAGUAUUUAAUGUUCAAGAUUUUGGAUACGCAAUCCUAUAGGGACUUUGUUAAUGAGAGAUCCACAGAGUAUGUGAACAGUUUGAAGAAGAAAGUUCAAACUCUUAAAGAUCAGAUUGAAGAACAACGAGUCUUAGUUAAAGCAUUACCUGUAUAUGAAGAAGAAGCAGAUAUGUCUAUGCUAAGUCGAAUUCAGAGCAAAGAAAGAGCGGAGACGAUCAGGAAGAAGAAAGACUAUGAAAGAAGAAUAUCUGAUAUGCUGGUUAAAGUAGCUGAUUUGACUGAAACGCUUGCGCCUCAUGCUUAUAUGAGUCACACAUGUCGUGGCUUUGUUCCGGUCGGUUAUGAUCGUAAUCGUCGUGCCUAUUAUUUAUUCUACACAAAAACAAGAGAUCGAGGACUGUGGGUUCAGGAUUUCCAUGAGCAAAAGUAUAACGGCCUAAGUGGUCUGGAUAUAGUUAAAGAGGAAAAUCAAACAGAGAGCGAGUCUGUGGAUAGAGAGAAAUGGUAUCAUAUUGACAAGGAAGAAGAUAUUUUAGUGUUGGCAAGUUCUUUGAAUAAAGUUGGUUCCCGUGAAAGAAGAUUAGAAAAGUUCCUUUCGAACAACAAAAGCCUGUUGGAGAAAUGUUACAAACUCCACGAAGCUACAAGCGAAUCGCCCACCAAUGAAGAGAAAACUGAAGAUUUCAACGCUCUUCUGAAGACCGAUAUUCUCCAAGUGAGCAAAGACUUAUGUGAAAGCUACUUGAGCGAUUUGGAUGCUGUUGCUUACGAAGCUAAAGUUGUUUCGGCUGAUACUCUGGAUGAUCUUAAAACUGUUAUGAUAGCUCUAAUUGAUUCCAUACCAGUUAAUGCUAUACAAACCGACAUUGGUAGAGAAGAAGGAUUCUUCACUUGUUUCAAAGUUCAGCGAUGGAAACGGAGGUUGUCUGAAGCCCAUAAUAUAUCAGCCUUGCUUCUUUUACUGAGAAUUCUGGAUACUAGAAUCGAUUGGAAGAAAGGAACAACUGAGAAGUCCUGCACGAUCUGUGGUAGUAAGAGAUCCCCCGAUGCGAAAAUCGCCUGCUUAGAUUGCGGCAAAGUGUUUCAUUACUAUUGCACAAGACCAAAACUUCAAGAGAAGCCUUUAAAAUACACAUGUGCUGGAUGUAAACCCAGAACUCCUGUGAAAAAUACGAACUAUACGGAAGCUACUACGUCCGAAGAAGAAGAAGAAGAAGAAGACGAAGACGAAGAUGAUGAAAAUGAAGAAACUUCUAAUCGAGAUGAGCACGAGGAAUAUGAAGAUGAUGAUGAUGAUUACUACAGCUCGAGGAACCGAACUAGGGCUGCUAAGCGAAAGGCUUCUAUUAACAGUUUGAAUAAUAGUAAACGUUCUAGGAACUCCCCCCCACGUAGACUUCGAACUUCAUUGCGUAACCAAUGA